AUGGCCAACGAAAAGACGGGCAAAGGGCGACCGGAUCCUAAGGGAGUGGACUUUUUGACCGAGGCGAUCAGACAGUUGACAGACGCGUCUAUUAAUGGGCGGCCUUUGACUUCUGUUACGAUGAGGACAAUUGAAUCACCACGUAUGGAAAAGUGGAAAGCACAUCCAACAAAACACUAUACGGACCACGAAUGGACUCAAGCCGAAAAGGAAACUUUUGAAGAAUCUAUUGCAGCAUAUGGCGCAGAGUUACGUUCUGUUCGUGAUGACUUGGUCGUCAAGUCGAUGCCUGAAGUCGUUCGAUUCUACGGUCACUGGAAGAGUCAAAAACUCGGCGAGGAACAUAGGAAACUUCGCGAGAACGGUCCCCCUCCCGAACCGAAUUUUGCCCGAUACCAAUCUCUUGGCCCGACGACGGAAGGUCAGACUGUUGGUCCCUCGGAUGAAGAAGGAUCGAUCAUAACGGCACCCUCUAAACCCCCUAGCUGUGGUGCAUGUCGCACAAAAGAGUCAAAGAAGUGGCUGAAAGCGCCAAAAGGCCUUCAAUCCAACUUACUUUGCGACAACUGUGGCUUGAAUUGGCGCAGGUACGCAGAUCUCAAUGUACGCCCGGUGAGGGAGGAAUCUCUUCCAGCGGCGAAAAUGAAGACGGCGGAGAAGAGGGAAGGGUCUCCAUUAAGUGCUCAGUCUGCGAAACGUGCCAAGACAUCUGCUUCCGUACAAUCAACACCGCCUCCACCAUCGAAUGUCCCCCAGAUACGUUGCAGCGCAUGCACGAAGAAUGGACCUGUCGGCAAAGUAUUGAAAUGCAACAAGUGUAGCUUCCAAUGUCACGCAGGCAAGUUCCAACCUCAUCCUUGA
Molecule: messenger RNA, 861 nt
Organism: Marasmius oreades (fairy-ring Marasmius)
Lineage: Eukaryota; Fungi; Basidiomycota; Agaricomycetes; Agaricales; Marasmiaceae
Exons: 4
Coding region: 1-861 (286 amino acids)
Biological process (GO): histone catabolic process
Cellular component (GO): Lid2 complex
Molecular function (GO): ubiquitin-protein transferase activity; sequence-specific DNA binding; zinc ion binding
Source: RefSeq, a predicted model, not a curated record